GCCGUGGCAACAGCAUAACUGUCAAAUUUAUAUAGUUUGCUUAAUAAAUUGCUGAAGCUGCCGGACUGAGUGCAACUGUUGAGAAUCACUUUUGAGCAUGGACGCUGGCAAUGAAAGUUCCCAUGCGCUAAGCGCCGAGUACGACGGCGAGCAAGUUGAUGCGGUGGCCGCCUCUGGGCUGCUGCCCUGCGACAGAACUUGGAUUGAAUACAAUGUGGUGUCGUUUCAAGAGCUGGAAGCGCAAUGCGGCUACAAGUUCGAGGACAUACAGACGCAGCCAGUCGAGCUGGAUACGAAUCCGGGCCGGGGCACCACGCUGCUGGAUCUGGAGAAUGCGGCCAUCUUGGCCAGCAUGGAGGAGCAGCUGCCCAGCAGCGAUGGCUACACCAAUUGUGGCAAUCAUAUGAUCAACUUUAAGACGCCAGGCGGACCCAGACGCACCUACAGACUGCGCGAAAAGGAUGGCGAAUUCUACUAUCACCUGGUGGAGAAACAGGAAGCAGCAGCAGCAACAGCAACGACUGCGACGCCAGCAGAAUUUGUGCAGGUUCAGGCUCAACAAACUGUGGAGCUCUCGAACUUGCAGCCCUAUGAAAUUUACAAUGCGUUCAUCCAAGCGGCAGAUACACGAAAUAAAUGAAGCUUUGAAUACAUUAUAAAUAUUAAAUAAAUUCAUCACAAGGAAUAAU
Drosophila busckii is the source of this 689-nucleotide messenger RNA. Its product is annotated as maker271. NCBI's taxonomy places the organism in Eukaryota, Metazoa, Arthropoda, Insecta, Diptera, Drosophilidae. Bases 98 to 640 code for a protein of 180 amino acids. The record is from RefSeq and is a predicted model, not a curated record. The transcript has 3 exons.